This is a messenger RNA of Triticum turgidum subsp. durum (durum wheat), 1365 nucleotides long. The record is from the annotation of a GenBank genome assembly. Lineage: Eukaryota; Viridiplantae; Streptophyta; Magnoliopsida; Poales; Poaceae.
AUGGACUCCAAGGGGGUCGCCGCCUUCGACGUCGUCCUCCAUGACGGCUCGCCCAACGUCGGCGGCGCGUGGGCGCAGGAGGCCACCGCGCAGUCCGCGCUCGUCAUCGACGCCGUUCGCCUGGCCACCGUGUUCCUCGCCCCCAAGGGCACCUUCAUCACCAAGGUCUUCAGGUCUCAGGAUUACAGUGCUAUCAUGUUCUGCCUGAAGCAGCUGUUUGAUAAGGUCGAGGUGACUAAACCUAGAGCGAGUCGCGGCACAUCCGCUGAAAUUUACAUCAUCUGCCUGAAGUACAAAGCCCCCGCAAAGAUUCAACCAGAGCUUCUGGAUAUCAAGCACCUGUUCAAUGUGGAUCCAGAGAAGAGCAUGCCUACGGAUGUACUUGAUCCUAAGAAUGCAAAGAAGAGAACUCGUGGCGGGUAUGCGCCUGGAGUCACGGUACUGGAGAAAGUCGGUCUGGCAUCAGAUUUUAUAUGGUCCGAAGUGCAGAAACCCCGGGAUUUUCUGGGUUCUUUUACUAAGAUUUCAUUUAAUGAUCCUGCAUCUCUGCCUAUCAAGAACCAUGAGCUCACCACAGAUGAGGUAAAAUACCUUUGUGAGGAUUUGCAGGUGUUGGACAAAAAUAGCUUCAAGCAUAUCUUGAAGUGGCGCACACGCAUAAGGAAAGCGCUGCCAUCAUCUUCGCAGGUUACACCAAAGGUCAAAGAUGAUGUUCAGCUUUUACAGGAAAUGGAAGAAAUGGAUUCUGAUGAAGAACACCAACUGGAGGAGAUGCUUGAUGAAGCUUAUGUGCGUUAUGUGACCAAAAAGGGUGAAGAAGUACAACAAGAACACAAACAUGCCAAGCAAAUCGAUCCUGAUGCUGAUGCAGGUUUGUUAGAGGGAGGUGAAGAUGAUGGUGGCGACAUUGGCAUGGAUCAAGGUUGUAAUGAAGAUCAAGACCAAGAGACUAGCCCCCUUUUAUUAUGUCUAGAUACAGAGAAGCCAACAGAAGAGCAAGAUUGUAAAGCAGUGGUUCAGUCAGGAUGUGUUCGCAGAAGCAGGAAGAAGGGAAGGAGUGGCAAAGGAGGCACCAAGGGAGGGCAAGGGAAGAUGGGAAGAGAAACAGUGAAUGUUCCGAAGACCAAGAAUACCUACUGGAACUGCAAGAACAAGGAGUGCAGCAAGCACACCCUUCACAAGAUCACUGAGUACAAGAAGGGUAAGACAGCCUGUCUGCCCAGGGAAAGUUUCGUUUAUGACAGAAAAGUGUCCUGUAUUCCACAGGAAGGCGAAAACCGCCAGGAAUAUUGUGCUGAAGCUGCAGUGCCAGAGCUGCAGGCACUGCUCCCAGCGCAGCAUCAAGAUCUGUUCCUUUUCUCUUGA